Molecule: messenger RNA, 5452 nt
Organism: Micropterus dolomieu (smallmouth bass)
Lineage: Eukaryota; Metazoa; Chordata; Actinopteri; Centrarchiformes; Centrarchidae
Gene: tjp2a
Product: tight junction protein 2a (zona occludens 2)
Exons: 25
Coding region: 344-3946 (1200 amino acids)
Biological process (GO): cell-cell junction organization; cell-cell adhesion; protein localization to cell-cell junction
Cellular component (GO): bicellular tight junction; plasma membrane
Molecular function (GO): cell adhesion molecule binding
Source: RefSeq, a predicted model, not a curated record
UCUGCACACACAACACACCUGCAGUUUCAAAGCCACGCCCACAUACCUGCGAGAAUCAGGAAAUCAUUAUUUGGGCCUGACGACAUAAAAAUACUCACCAGGAUUUCGUCCCGUUGAAACCCUCAUCGUCCUCUGCGUCAUUCACAUCCAUUUCUACUUUUCGGGUUAGUCUGCUGUGGGCACAUAAGAACAGAAGAACAGAAGGAGUUUCACCUGGGACCAGCCUGGCUCUGACCAUACCAGCACUGACCUACUCAAGUCCAGCUGCAAGUUACGCUGGUCCAGAGAAGCCCAUUACUUGUAUCUUCGCCGCCUCUCUUCACGCAGCUACUCGGCUAUUACGAUGAACCCGGUCAUGGAGGAGACCGUGUGGGAGCAGUACACCGUGACCCUGCAGAGGGAUCCGAAGAUGGGCUUUGGCAUCGCAGUGUCAGGUGGUCGGGAUAACCCCAACGAGGAGAGUGGCGAGGUGUCCAUUGUGGUGUCGGACGUCCUGCAGGGAGGACCAGCUGAUGGCUUGUUGUUUGAGAGUGAUCGAGUGGUGCAGGUGAACGCAAUCCCCAUGGAGGGGGCCACCCACUCCUUUGCUGUCCAGACCCUCAGGAAGUGUGGCAAAGUAGCAAAAAUUACAGUUAAGAGACCCAGAAAGGUUCCAGUCAAUCUGAUGAAUCGUCCCCCGUCACCUGAUGACAGAGUCUUCAACAACGACUACAAUGAUGAUUACAACUACGAGCCGGAACGGCGCAGUGUGUACAGCGUGCCAGACCACAGCCCGGAGAGGGAACGAGGGAGGGGAGGCUACAUGGAUUCCGGCUACCAAACACGUGAGCGGGAAUAUGACCGCCGGGAACGCGGCAGGAGCACGGAGAGGGACCUGAGCCCGGACCGGCCGUACAGGAGAGACGGCAGCAGAGGUCGCACUUUGGACAGCGAACGCAGCCCGGAUCGGCCCCCAAUGCUCGGACGCGACUACAGCCCAGACAGAAGGUACCGCAGCGAGCGCACGUUAGACCGAGACCACAGUCCAGAUCUGCGGUACCGCAGCGAGCGAGCCCUUGACCGGGAGCACAGCCCAGACAGACGCUACCGCAGUGAGAGAACACUGGACCGCACCAACAGCCCAGACCUGCGGCGCAGACGUGACAGCCACAGCCCGCCUCGAGGCCAACACGCCUUCGAACGAGGACGUGAAUACAUCCCCAGUGACGCCAGGAAGUACGACGAGCCAAUGAAGCGGAGUGGAAGCAGAGACCGUCUGGAACGCUCGCCAUCACCUCCCUCCAUUGCCAUACCUGUGCCCCGCCCUGCCCGGGACCUGGAGCCACUGGAGAAACCCCUGAAUGUACUGCUGCUGAAGAACCGGCCCAACGAAGAGUAUGGCCUGCGUCUGGGCAGCCAGCUCUUCAUCAAAGAGAUGACCAACACAGGGCUUGCCAACAGAGAUGGGAACUUGCAGGAAGGAGACAUUAUAUUAAAGAUUAACGGUACAGUGACAGAAAACCUGUCUCUCAGCGACGCAGGGAAGCUGAUCGAGAAGUCUCGCGGGAAGCUGCAGCUGGUGGUGCAGAGGGACAGACGGCAGGUGCUGAUCCGAGUCCCCCCGAUGGUCGACAGCGACUCGGAGCUCGAUGAUAUCUCAGAGAUCGAGUCGUACCGCUCCUACUCUCCACAGGAUGACAGGCGGGGCCACCACUCCGACCUCUCCUCCCACUCAUCCAAUGAGAGGCUUAGAGAGAAGCCCAGAGAGGACCCACCCAACAGGCUGGCAAAAAUGGGAGCCAUGCCGACACCAUUCAGAGUUCCCGACCGAGCUGUUGAAGAUAUGCCCCCUUUGCAGGCAGAGAGGGAGGAACCGCGCGCAGAAACACCACCAGUACCGGUGGUCACUGUCCCAAAGGUUCGUGCUCCUCCUAAGGUGCCACUGAAGCCGAGCAUAGAGGACCAAGAAGUAUAUGGGCCGAACACAAUGAUGGUGCGUUUCCAAAAAGGUGACAGCGUGGGUCUGAGGCUGGCGGGGGGGAAUGAUGUCGGCAUCUUCAUCGCUGGCGUUCAGGAAGAUAGCGCGGCCGAGCAGGAAGGUCUCGUCACAGGAGAUCAGAUCAUGAAGGUGAACAACAUGGACUUCAGAGGCAUGGUGCGUGAAGAUGCUGUCCUCUACCUCCUAGACAUUCCGAAAGGAGAAGAUGUAACUAUUCUUUCUCAACGGAAACCUGAAGUGUACAAGGACAUUUUAGCAUCUGGCAGAGGCGACUCUUUCUUCAUCAGGACCCACUUUGAGUAUGAGAAGGAGGCUCCUCAAAGUCUUCCUUUCACCAGAGGAGACAUUUUCAAAGUGACAGACACACUUUAUGAUGGCAAACUAGGCAACUGGCUGGCAAUCCGCUCUGACAAAGACAACCAGCUGCUGGAGAAAGGAAUUAUCCCCAACAAGAGCAGAGCAGAGCAAAUGUCCAACGCCCAGAAUGCUGCUCGGGCAGCAUCAGGCAACGACAGAGGAGACUUCUGGAGGUUGAGAGGUCAAAGGGCCGCAAAGAAGAAAGACAUGCGCAAGAGCAGGGAGGACCUGAGCGCAGCUCCGGUCACAACACGAUUCCCUGCCUACGAGAGAGUGGUGUUACGUGAAGCUGGUUUCAGGAGACCUGUGGUGAUAUUUGGCCCUAUUUCCGAUGCAGUGAAUGAAAAACUGGCCAACGACAUGCCGAACAUGUUUGUCGUCGCCAAAACGGAGCCGAAGGAUGCAGGAAGUGAAAAAUCCUCCGGAGUAGUGAGACUAAACACCAUCAGACAAAUCAUUGAACAGGACCGCCACGCUCUGCUGGACGUGACUCCCAAAGCUGUGGACACUCUGAACUACACCCAGUGGUAUCCCAUUGUCAUCUUUCUGAACCCAGACAGCAAACAAGGCGUCAAGACCAUGAGGAACCGCCUCGUACCCGGCUCUUCCCGCAGUGCACGCAAACUGUAUGAGCAGGCGGUCAAGCUGAGGAAGACCUGCUCACACCUUUUCACUGCGACAAUCAACCUGAACUCGGCCAACGACGCAUGGUACGGCAGCGUGAAAGAUUCCAUUCAGGAGCAGCAGGACAGAGCUGUGUGGGUGUGUGAGGGCAAGUUGGACGGUUCAGAGGAGGACCUGGAUCUCCAUGACGACCGCAUGUCCUACCUAUCAACGAUGAGCGCAGACUACCUGAGCAUGGACAGCCGCCUGAACAGCGACUACGAAGACACAGCGGAUGAGGGCGGGGCUUACACUGACAAUGAGCUGGACGAGCCAUUGGACGAGCUCCAGCCGGUGUCGGCCAUCAGUCGAUCAUCUGAGCCCGUACUGCCAGAUGAGAAACCUCACCCUGAACCCCGGGUUCGUAUAAGAAGGGCAGGGAGCAGGGAGAAGACAAACAGAGAGCCCAGCCCUCCCCCCUCAUUUGUCCCUGAACCCCCGAAGGUGCGGGCUCAGACUCGGACUGAGUCAUCACGCAGCUAUGAUUCACACUCCAGCAGCACCAUCAGCAGUGACGCAGCGGGCGGAAACAAGCCGCCUCCCCCUCCUGUGGCCCAGAAGCCCCCCGUCACCCGUCUGAACCAGCCGGAGGAGGAGGACCCCGCCGCAACAUCCUUCCUGGGCAAGAUCAAAGCUUUUGAGAAGAUGGACCACCUGGCCCGAGCUCAGAGACUCCUGGAGCUGCAAGAAGCAGAAAAUGCUCGAUUGGAAAUUGCACAGAAGCAUCCAGACAUCUACGCCGUCCCAGUCAAACUGCCAAAGCCCAACCUCAACCGUCCUCAGCCAAUAGGUUCAAGCUCCAAUCCCGAGCAGCAGGCUCCGUUCAGGCCACCGUACUCUGAGACCAGAGGACACGAGGACGACGAGGCCGAGUACCGCAGACAGCUGGCCGACCAGACCAAGAGAGGGUACUACAAUCCUCAGAAAUACAAAGACACGGAGCUGUAGGCCGGGAAACCAGGACGUGACAUCACCGCUGCAUGCGGCUGGAUUCCUCCAACGUCAUCGCUACAAGCAAACAGCGCUCGCUGCCUUGGUAACGGCUUAGGCAGCUUUACCUCUUUACCUUUUACAUCAAGGUAAACUGUCAGAGCUUUGGUUGUAGUCACAUUCCUGCGAAGAUUUCCACACUACUUUCAGACACUUUUCAGCACUGCUGUCUCACUACUGUACGUGUUGUACAAAAGCCGUACGCUGAUCCCUGCGACAAUAUUCUUAUGAAGUGUGAGGUUUUAUUUUUCCCCACUACAUUAACACCUAGCCCCAGUUGUUGUAUCUCGUGUAUAACCAUUGCAUUUGAAAGAGCAAAGCAUGUUUUUCUGAAAGAAAAAUACCCCCAUGUCAUUUUCUUUUUUUUUUUCUUUUUUUUUUCUUUUUUUUUUUUUUUUGAAUCCACAAAGACUCUUCUAAACAUCUGGAAGAAAACUAUUAUGUCCCCUGCACAAGACAACCGCCAUAUUUCCUUGCUCAUUUUGUAAAAAGAACAAUCUAAAACGUGAUGUUGUGUAUAACAUCAGAACACUAAGGAACAAUACAGACAGCUUCUCAUACAUAUUGACUAAGGACAUAUGACCGGCUACUCCAGCUACCUUUGUUUUGAUUAUGAAGCAAUCACAACUUCUAAGCUCAAAAGCUUAAUCGUGCAGCAGAUUAAAUCUUUUUCUCACCCAGGUAGUUCGAAGAGUCUUUGAGGAUUCUGGAAAUACCUUCAGAACAUCUGUAUGUGUUGUUAGAUGACCAUUUGGGUUUUUCAAAGAUCACCAGGUAUAUAUUUUUCCUUAAAACUGAUGCUUUACCUCCUACACCAUGCUGCAACCAAAUCUUAGAUACGGUACUGUAGACUGUGUACAGUAUCUAGACUCUGGUUUUACAUCUUAUUACCAAGCUUUUUUUUUUUUCCCCCAUUCAUUGUUACAGCAGGCAUGUUCAUACAGUAAUGAAGUGUUUCAGUGUGGGUUAUGCACUCUGUCAGCAGCUGCUCUGAUGUAAUAGGUGUUAAACUUCCUCUUCUUAUCACUCUCCUGCCAAGUCUUCUCUGGUUUAUUGUAAGCCUCUACAUUCCUGAUUGGACAUCUGUAUAUACACUACACCGUGUAUUUUUGGUGCAUUCUGGGAAGCGGCAUAUUUUCAAGUGCCUUGUAGCUCAAGGCACUGAUGAACUUGUUCUUGCAUAUAUGUUUUUUGUAUUAAAUAUACAGUGAACUCAGUCGCGUCUUUGUACAGGGGAGCAUCUGGAAUGUGGUGAUGACAAUCAUGUUUGAUCAGUUUCUUGUCUUUUAGUUUGUGAUUUUUCUCUUUUUUUUUUUUUUGUUUGUGUUCUCCUUAGUGUUACAGAACAGACACAAUUCAAAUAAAUGAAUUUUUUUUUUUUUUUACACUGUGCCUUUAAGUGUCAGGUUCCACGUUUGUUCAUGGGGCAGUUUGGAGAGAUUAAAGAACGGGGUAAUCUUGAAA